Staurois parvus is the source of this 1503-nucleotide messenger RNA. Lineage: Eukaryota; Metazoa; Chordata; Amphibia; Anura; Ranidae. The record is from the annotation of a GenBank genome assembly.
AUGCUGGGCAGUGAGUGCAGAAUGGUGGAGGAGACAGAUGAGCAAACAUCCCCAUGGGCUGUGUGUCACUCAGUUGUCUUCUUCUGUUCCAAGGGUAUGAUAGAGGGUGUGGUGGUCUUUCUUUUCAUCUGGCUGCUGAUCCAAGUUCUCCUCAAUAAACAUCAAGAAGUCCAUUUGCAGGUACUUCUGGGAGCUGGACUGGCCCUGCUGUGCUUCUGUCUUCUGUUGGGCUGUGCCAUCUGUUGGCACAAGAGACGAAGGCAGCAAUCUUCAACCAACCUUGAAAAUGACUCUGUACUGCAGGACAGUAAAAGCCUUGAGCUGUCUGAUAACUCAGAAAGGUCCAUUUCAGUGCCUGUAUACACUCAAUAUAAGACUCUGGAUGGGAACAUUACACCCAGAGGAGAUGAUGCACAACCAGUUCCACAGGAGCAAAAUGCUGUAUCUGACAGAUGUAUUCGUGUUAGAGCUUCUCUGCCAAGUCUUUACCAGCUACCAAGAAAGACCAAGCAUGUUUUGAAACGCAGAAGCACUGUUUUUGGGGAUGGUUCUUUAGAGGGUGAUCGAGCCAGUUUGGUGAAGAUGCCACUCUCUCAUACUGAACCUGAUGGAUUCUCAGGGAUCAAGCAGAAGGCUCAGCCACUUGUGCACUUUACCCUACAUUACUCACUGAGUGAAGAAGCUCUAACUAUUAUUGUAACUGGCUUCUCCAAUCUUCCAAAAAGGUUGCAUCGAAAGAAAGACUCAUUUGUCAGAGCCUAUCUCCUUCCUGGGUUUCUAGAGCCACAGUAUGGGCCAACAGAAGAUUCAGAUAGAGGACAAAAGUUUGCUUUCUACAGAUAUAGUCCAGAGAAUCUGAAGGAUCGGACCCUGAGGCUAGCAGUAUAUUCAAGGGAUCGGAACACUCAGAGGGAAGGUUUCAUUGGUGAAAUGCUAUUCCCCUGUGCCCAGGUUGACUGGAACUGUCAAGCAGCAUCUGAUUUUACAAGAGAUCUGUCAAUUACCAAGGCAAAGCUUAAGAAGAGUUUGAGCACUAUGGAUGUGUUCUCCUCUCCCACGUCCACCUUCAAAAAUCCAGGACAGAUACUGAUCCUCCUGCAGCAUCAAUCACUGGCCAGUCGUAUCAAAGUGAUGGUACAGAAGGCAGAAAGCCUGGGCAAACUUACACGGAUUCCUGGAGCACCAGAUCACUUUGUACGCAUACGACUGAUCCAAGACAAUCAGGUAAUAGAAAUAAAGGAGACACGGACAGUGUCAGGCUCCUCCCCUGUGUGGAAUGCUCCGUUCCUCUUUGACACUCCUCUGGAAUUCAUGCAGAGUCAAAGUCUGUGUCUGGAGUUCCUAAUUAUGCAGGGUCGAAUUUAUAAUCGUGCCCGAAUUCUUGGACGUGUAUUAAUUGGUGCUGGAUCGUCUGAAGCUGGUAUGGCUCACUGGCAGGAGAUGUGUAACAAAUCACCCGUGGAAUGUUCCCGCUGGCAUAUGCUGCAAUCAUUUGCAACCUAG